AUGAUUGAUUACCAUCCGGGAAAGGAGAACGCGGUCGCUGACCCUUUGAGCAGGAAGUCUCUAUUCGCUUUUAGGGCAAUGAAUACACAGAUGACCUUAUAUGAAGAUGGUUCCAUUUUAGCUAAACUGAGAGCUAGGCCGACUCUUCUCCAUCAGAUUUGUGAAGCUCAAAAAUGCAAUGAGGAAUUACAAGCUAAGAAAGUUCAGUGUGAAGCAACCAGUGAACCCGACUUUCAGACUGACUCUGAAGGAUGCUUGAGAUUUCGUGGAAGAAUUUGUAUUCCAAAGGAUACUGAGUUGAUCCAAAAUACUUACACGAGGCACAUAAUAGUAUAUGUCAGUUCAUCUAGGAAGUACGAAGAUGUACAAUAA
Molecule: messenger RNA, 372 nt
Organism: Gossypium arboreum
Lineage: Eukaryota; Viridiplantae; Streptophyta; Magnoliopsida; Malvales; Malvaceae
Exons: 1
Coding region: 1-372 (123 amino acids)
Source: RefSeq, a predicted model, not a curated record